CAUUCGCAGUACAGUGGAACAGUUUCGUUCGAGAGACGCGUGACGCCAAACAACGAACCCGUGCGUUUUAUAUAAUUUUUUUUUAAAUUAAACGCGUAGCAAGCGAAUUCAUUCUUGUGAUUUAUAAGCCGGUUGUUCUAGUUAGUGACGACCCUUCUCGCUAUCCUUGUUGUUUACACGAAUAAAGUAAUAAAAGCGCAAUGGCCGAGACAAGGAGAGACAUCCCGAUCAAAAUGGGAGAUUUUAGCGUGAUCGACACCGAAUUCUCGAGUAUCCGGGAACGAUUCGACGCGGAAAUGCGGAAAAUGGAAGAGGAAAUGUCCAAGUUCCGGUCCGAGCUGAUGAACAGGGAAAAUAAGAAUUUUUUCAGUAGCACCACCAGGUCUUUCGAGUCCGAGGUGGUCCAGGACGGAGGGAGAGAUCGGAUGGCAUCGAGUAAAUCUUCGACCACUUCCAGCAGUACAACCACCCAAUCGUCAAACACAAGUAGCGAUUUGGCCCACAGGGGAGGCCCCCCUGCCGAAAUGACCACCUGGUACGACAAUUUGAACUCGCCCCUGAUCCAGAGCGACGGAAACGACAAGAGCUUGAAGUUGAGAUUCGACGUGAGCCAAUACGCACCGGAGGAAAUCGUCGUCAAGACCGUCGACAACAAAUUGCUGGUUCAUGCUAAACACGAGGAAAAAACCGAAUCGAAAUCGGUCUACAGGGAGUACAAUCGGGAAUUCCUUCUUCCGAAAGGUACCAAUCCCGAAUUGAUCAAAUCCUCCCUGAGUAAAGACGGAGUUUUGACCGUGGAGGCUCCGUUGCCGGCCAUCACCGCCGGCGAAAAACUGAUUCCAAUCCAACACUGAGUCUCCGUAAUAUUGUAUUUAUUAUUUACAAAGAAUUUAUAUUUUCAUUUAUUUAGAUUUUUGUUUGUUUUGUUUUGUUGUCGCCCUCUAUUUAGAAUACUCUUGACGUUAAUUUGUUGGUGAACGAUUUUUAGUUGUUACAUAAUUAAGAAUGUGGCUAAUUUAGUUCUAAAUUGCUUCACACCGGUAGUGUUAGCGCAUUUGUCUCUUUUUUUUUUUGUAAGUUAUUAUCGGUAAUAAAAUUAAAAAUGUAUUUUUAAGCAACAA
Messenger RNA from Anthonomus grandis grandis, 1121 nucleotides. Its product is annotated as heat shock protein beta-1. Lineage: Eukaryota; Metazoa; Arthropoda; Insecta; Coleoptera; Curculionidae. The coding region runs from base 201 to 854 and encodes 217 amino acids. Gene Ontology annotation, biological process: response to heat; protein refolding. The transcript has 4 exons. The record is from RefSeq and is a predicted model, not a curated record. Gene Ontology annotation, molecular function: protein folding chaperone.